Messenger RNA from Humulus lupulus (European hop), 705 nucleotides. RefSeq lists its product as uncharacterized. Bases 1 to 705 code for a protein of 234 amino acids. The record is from RefSeq and is a predicted model, not a curated record. Lineage: Eukaryota; Viridiplantae; Streptophyta; Magnoliopsida; Rosales; Cannabaceae. The transcript has a single exon.
AUGUUUCCUGAUUCAGUAGCUGUAGUUAAUUGGGAUAUUUUUUCUGAUCAUUGUUUCUGUAUCAUUAUGACUUCGAUUGAGGUGAAUUCUGGUGUUAAGCCGUUUAGAUACUUUAACAUGUGGGCUGAUCAUGAAGGAUUUAAAGCUACUGUUUUGCAGAGUUGGACCAAACCAGUAGAGGCUCAAGGGCUUGGCAGAAUUAUGGUGAAGCUGAGGAGAUUAAGGCCUGUUCUGAGACAUUUUAAUAAGCAUGUGAUUGGUAAUAUUGACCAUAAGUUUCAGGUUGCGAAAGACAGAUAUAAUCUUGCUCAGUUACAGCUUCAGCAGGAUUUACAAUCUACUGUGUUCCAAGUUGAGGAACAGAAUGCCUUGAGUAACCUGGUUCAAACUUCUCGGCUCUAUGACAGCUUUCUUAGACAGAGGAGUAAAGUAAAUUGGCUAAGAUUGGGGGAUGAUAAUACUUCUUUUUUUCAUGCUUAUUUGAAAAAGUGUAAGGAGGUUAAUCGUAUCACUUCAUUUGUCAUUGAAAAUGGUCAGAUUAUUGAUAAAUAUGAGGAAGUUGUGGAUCAUUUCUUAAGUCAUUUUCGAAGUGUGUUGGGCAGUCAGAGUAAGGCUUCUGGGGCUAUUCACAAGGAGUGUUUCAGACAUGGCAAUAUUCUUUCUUUAGAGCAGCAGCUGGACUUAAUAAGGCCUUUUACUAAGUAG